UUUGUACACUUCCGGUUAAUUUUACAAUGGAAGGUAGAACCCGGCUAAGAUCGGUCAGCAGUCCUAAAACCGAGAGUAAACGAAACAGCACCGAGAGUAGACAAUUUCACUCUGAGAUAAGCAAUAGUAGUGACAAUAGUAACAGCAGCUUAAGGAGAAAUGAUCAUUCAGCUGACCCCGAUAGAAACGAAGACGAAGACGGCGUCAGCAAAGAAUUGAAGAUGUUGUCGUAUGGUCCAUCAGGAGGUCAUGGUAAAUUCAUGGAAGAUUUUGACCCAGAAAGAAGUGGACGAGAAAUGAGAAAGAUGAACAGACGGAUUUACAGAGAAAGUGUUCGAAAGAACCAGCUGUAUGAUGAGACUGGCCGCUUGUUCGAGAACAGCAAGGAUCUGUGUGACUGUCUAGAAGUUGACUGUCCAGGUUGUCAUUUUCCCUGUUCCAAGUGUGGAUCUGAGAAGUGCGGAUCUGAGUGCCGAUGUAAUCGCAAAUGGGUCUACGAGAGUGUGGAGGUUGAGGGCACAGACAUUGUUAUCAAGUGGCCAACAUGAGAAGAUUCUUUUGUGAUAAGUGUUCAACAGUUUGCCUGAACUUCAUAGUGUCAAAGAAGAAAUGUUGUGUUCUGUAUGUGCUACUGCUACAAGGAAAGGCCCAAACUGUUAAGUGAGCAUGUUGCAAGCCUUCCACCAGUUUCAGUGAGAGGUUUAUUUCAAGUGUUAAUUUUCUUAACAUAAUCGAUACCUCUAAUUACCGGUAUGCACUUUACAUCCGUUUGAAACAGGUGAAGUGAUGAAUAUUACUUUUACAUUUGUACUUGAAUUAGUUUGAAACAUUUGUGUAUGUAUGGACACUUUGUAUGGCCAUUGUGUUGGUGUGUAAAUCUUUGAAAAUCAUAAACCAUUUAACCCAUUUAAUGAUUUCAUAGCCUCUAGUAUGAACAUUGGAUAAAAACUGCUCAGCACUUCAUUCUGGCAAUAUCAACCCUCAGGUUUUGAAAAUGACUAUAAACACUACAUUUUAUGAAAACAUAAUUAUGUAUGUUAUUAACUUUCCUACCCACAGAUCUGUAUUAAAUUUGUGUCAUGGAAAUCCUCGUGGAAAGUUUCAUAAUAAAUCAGCCUCACUGAACUUUGAUUUGCAACUGCAACUGUUAUCUUUUCUCAAAGGAGGACAGCUGAGCACAGAUUCCUGGUUGAGACUAAAAGCAUAUUUGUUUCUAUGUAUGUUCAAGAGUUAACUGAACAGGUUAAUUCAGAUGGUAAUUGAAUUUACUGCAGGUGCCUACUUGCUGGAACAGUUUAAUAUUUUCCUUGAAAGCCAAAGCAUCACUAAAAAGCCAGUCGUUCUACAUUCAAAAUUCCAGGUCUCCAUUCUAGGCUUGAUUUCCUUGUAAGCACAUUGCUGUGACUAGGACAUUACCGUCAUGGUUGUUGCAGCACAGUUACGUCCCCUUGCACGCAGUGUAUCUUCAAAACUUGAUGAAUCGUCUAUCUUGCCUGGAGUUGUUAAUGUUACCAGUACUCAUGAAUUAAGUAAGGAUAAGAUAUAUGGAUGAACAGCUUCUUUAUCAUGUUUAUUCCAAUUAGGAGUGACGUUUUGGUGUAGGUUCUAACACCGUUUUCAAGCAAGAACCUACACUGAAAAGUCGAUCCUAAUUGUAAUAAAGAAGUUGUUCAUCCAUAUAUCUUAUCCUUACUUAGUACUCCAACUUCAAAAUGCCUCUCAAAGAAGUUACUCAUGAAUUACUUUGUUAUUGAUGUCAGUUGAAUUGAACUGAAGCUGUUAAUGGUUUAUUUACAUGGUGGAAAUGAAAGGCAAAGAGAUACUGUUUUUGAUUAGCACUUUGCAUGUUCGUGAACUGAAUACAUAUAAUAUCAUAUGGUUUUUUUUUUUCAGAAUACAUGUUGAUUUAGCUUUCAUGACAAUUUAAGUGGGGUUUAUUGGAGAUAUUACAAAUAAUUGAGUGUUUUCCAUUUUAUUCUAUUAAUGUCAAUAAUAAUGUCUGUUAUAACUGUACAUGUACAGUUUAAACCAGUGUUUGUGAACUGGUUUGGUAAUACUUUUGUUACUUAAGGAAUAUUUGUUUUUGGUUAUCAAUUAUUAAUAUUGAUUUGAAACACAAAAUGUACAACAUCCAUAUAUACAAAGUUAUAGGGAUUUGUUGAUUUUCACUGUCUGCGAAGUCCAUUGUUCAGUUGUUACAGAAGAAAAGAGGUUGCUAAUCAUGUUCAUGUCUUCAUCAAAAUUAUCUAUCCCCGCCCUCCUCACACUUCCACAUAUCCAUUUAUUGUGGGUGGGUGGAGGGGUUGGAGAGUUGAGUAAAUAUAUGACCCUCAGUGCUUGUCCACUCACUUGUCUCACGGAUGCACAGUUGCUGAAAUACUUCUCAGUAUUCAUUGUUUAAUCAUAGAAAUGUAAUCAUGUAGAUGUUAUUCCAUGUUGGAAUCAGAAAUGAAAUAUGACUUGUAAUGGUUGGUUGGUUGGUUUGUUGUUUAACGCCACACUCAGCAAUAUUCCAGCUAUAUGACGGCGGUCUGUAAAUAAUCAAGUCUGGACCAGACAAUCCAGUGAUUGACAUCAUGAGCAUCAAUCCACGCAAUUGGGAUCAAUGACAUGCAUCAACCAAGUCAGCGAGCCUGACCACCCGAUCCUGUUAGUCACCUUUUUCGACAAGCAUAGUCACCUUCGACUUGUAAUGAUCUGAUGAUUAUGGAGAUAUGAUUGUGAAGAAUUGCAUCCCUUAGUUGCCAAAGACUGUGAGGUGUGGGUUUUUCAAAUCCAUAUGCCAAGAUUUAAAUAUGUUGCUGUGUCUGUCAGCUUGGUCACCUUGAAAUUUUAAUAGCAGUCCAAAGUCAUGUGUGAUGAAUAAAGGUAGACAACUCUUGGGGGUCUCAUGGAAUUCUCAUGUUGCAGGUGUUUCUGUUGUUUGUGUCAGGGUGUGUAUUUUCCAGUACACAUUAUGUGACAUAUUGUGCUUUAAACAAGACCGUUUUGUGAAAAUAUCUGAUGGUCUCCAGUAAGGUAAAGUACAUUCCUAUGUUGUACAGCCAAUUGAAAUAUUGUCUCACCUCACAUAAGUGUUUCAAAUAAGCGCCUGCCCAUAGGCCCAUGGCAGGUAUAUCUCGUGUCGGGCCCAUAGUUUCACACGGUUUUACACGGGCCCUUGUGACCUGCAGUAAAUUUACUAUCAUUUUAUAUGUCACAAUAAGCUGCAGUUUUGUUUUUUUAAUGAGGGCCUGAAGAGUUUAGUCAGGACCAACAGCUUCUGGCAUUUGUUUUUAUUUCAAACACUGCCGAACAUCUGUGAUUGUAAGGAGUAGAUUUUAAGGUGUUCAUUUUCUUUUAUGUGCCACUUGUUUGUUUUUUUGUUAUGGUUUGUCAUUGAGAUCAAAGACUUGGUUCUUGUACACUCUUUGCAUCAGUAACCAUGGUAACAACAGGACAGCAUUUUAUCAGGAGGCCAACUUCCAAAACAAAUCUUUUAACAGACCUUGCCUGAGAACCAAUUGCUUUUAUAUUUCCACGGAAUCCAAUCAAAAUACUGGAGAUUGAUGGUAUUUUGUGGAUGUAAUGAUUUUGAAGGUGUGAUACAGUGGCUAGUUGUACUUGGCUUUCUGUAUGGAUGCAGCCCUUGCAGUUUGUAAAUGAUCACAGUGGAGAUGUAGUCAUUAUUAUUACCAUAACUACCACUCUAUGUGAGAACAACAUUGUAAUAAAAUAUAUGAUCUGA
This is a messenger RNA of Haliotis rufescens (red abalone), 3727 nucleotides long. RefSeq names its product ARL14 effector protein-like. Gene Ontology annotation, cellular component: intracellular membrane-bounded organelle. The record is from RefSeq and is a predicted model, not a curated record. NCBI's taxonomy places the organism in Eukaryota, Metazoa, Mollusca, Gastropoda, Lepetellida, Haliotidae. The transcript has 3 exons. Bases 27 to 548 code for a protein of 173 amino acids.